Messenger RNA from Drosophila obscura, 1619 nucleotides. Its product is annotated as trans-1,2-dihydrobenzene-1,2-diol dehydrogenase. Gene Ontology annotation, molecular function: nucleotide binding. Bases 130 to 1536 code for a protein of 468 amino acids. The record is from RefSeq and is a predicted model, not a curated record. The transcript is spliced from 4 exons. Lineage: Eukaryota; Metazoa; Arthropoda; Insecta; Diptera; Drosophilidae.
UCCGUUUAGACACAGUUGCCUAACAAUUCCUUUCAUUUUUCGAAACAAUUACCAGUUUUUGUAAAUAAAACUAACGAGUAUUUAAAAUUAUUAGCAAAGUGCAACCAAUCACCAUAUACCACACGAAACAUGCUGAGGCUUCUUCAACCGAUCAAAUUGCCAUCGCCAAAAUCUUGCCCCCGAAACUAUCUACAUGGACUCUCCACGGUGCGCGUCAAGCGCUCGUCCAGACAACAACACGCCUCGGAGAGUCGCCACUGCAGAGGCAUCCACCACAUCAUCCGAGGCAGCGGCUCCACUAACAUGUGCAGGCCACGCCCACGACUGUUGCACAUCAAUCGAUUCAACGGCGGCAACGAUGGAAGUACUGGCAACAAUGGCAACAGUGACAACUCCAAAAACAACUCGGAAGAUUACAAAUCGCAAACGGACGAGAGCCGGACUUUGAGGUGGGGCAUAGCACCGGUCAGCCUCAUGGCAAAUGAUUUUGCCACCGCCUUGAGUGUCCUGCCACCGCAUCGCCAUGAGAUCGUCUCUUGUGCGGCGGCCUAUCGUUCGCAUGCCCUUGCCUUUGCGGAUAAAUAUGAAGUGAGGAACGUGUACACCAGCUUUGAGGAUCUGGCCAGGUGUCCAAGUGUGGAUGUUGUGUACAUAUCGCCGCUGAAUCCGCUGCACUGUGAACUUUGCCACCUGAUGCUGAACCACGACAAGCACGUGCUGUGCGAGAAACCGAUCUGCAUGAGCGAGUCAAAGGCAGAGAAGCUGCUGCGGAAAGCCCAGGCCCGCGGUCUCUUCCUCAUGGAGGGCAUGUGGCCACGCUGUGUGCCCGCCUAUCAUUAUCUGCGCCACCAGAUCCUGCGCAAUCGCUUGGGCGACGUCCAGAAUGUUCACUGCACCCUCGGUCUGCCCGUGUCGCAGAGUAAGUUGGCCCUCUACGGGGGUGUGACGAGCGAUUUCGGUGUGUACGGGAUACAGCUGGCGCUGUGGGUGUAUCGGGAAGUGCCGGAGAAGGUGCGGGCCACGGGGAAGCUCAACGAGGAGAAUGUGGACGUGGUGGCCAAUAUAGAGCUGGCUUUUAGCCACAAUCGCUGGGCCAACAUCGAGGUGAGUGCCGAGGAGAAGCUGAGCAACAAAGCCAUCAUCCAGGGCAAGGAGGGCUGCAUCAAGAUGGCCAACUAUUGGUGUCCCACGCGUCUCAUUACCGAGGACACUGACUACGAGUUCCCACUGCCUGGCGGCGAGGAGGUCAUCACCCACUAUCACAACCGCCUGGGCAUGUGCUACGAGGCGGAGGAGGUGCGAAACUGCAUCCUGAACGGCAGCACCCAGAGCGAGCUGUUCAACCAUAACGAGAGCCGACUCCUGGCCAACCUAAUGGACAGCAUCCACGCCCAACUGGGAGUGGGUCGCAGCACCGAAGUCUAUACCAAAUUUAAGCUGGAGCACGAUUCAAAAAAUGCCACAGAGGCUGCCACCGAUCGGGACACCAGCGAAACAGUAAAUAGUAAGACGAAGAAGAAAGGCGCUGGUUCAUAGAGCGGGUGGGAGGGGGCAGCUAUCUGUUGGAUACACUUACAUAUGUAUGCGAUUUUCUGUUUAGUGUUUAUGUUAUAAAGAUG